ACCCUAUAACAAAUAUAACAAGUACAUCUAAGAUUAUUUCGGGAAUAUUUUCGUACAAUAUUGUUAGGUAUAUUCUUCAAACAUGUACGGUUGGCUGUUGGAAAGCGUACAACAUUUCAUUGUGGAGGAAUGCGGGGAAGAAAUAUGGGAAACUAUUCUAAGGGAGGCAGGUGCCAGAAACACAGUCUUCAGUGCGACACAGCAAUACCCAGACGCCCUGAUGCUCCGACUAGCCAGCGCUUUAGCUCGUCUCCUCUCAAAAGACCCCAACAGCCCUGUACCGUCCCGGCCAGCGAGUCCAGUACCAAAGAAACCAUCUUUCAAAUCCAAGCCCAGCUGGAGAAGCGCGUCAGUCCACGCAGACAAUAGACCUCAGACCUUCAAAUGUCCUUUCACAGCCACAAACGUACUGACAGCUGUCACUAAGAAAGAAAUUAACGCUUACACGUCUACUGAAGAGAUUCGACCAAUGACAAUGUCAACUGACCGCAUAAAUAUGGAAAAGGGAAUAGAAGUAGUCAGAAAGGAGUUGCAGAGGCGCAGUUUGGGGAUCAAAUUAGAAGCGGUGCAUGCAGAGAAGAGUAAGGAAACCCCUGAAGAAUCUAUUCCAGAAUGUGAGCAAGCGGAGAGUCAGAACGCCGUCUCGGAACCCACAUCCCCUGAGCACGAGAAUAUGAAAAACUCCAUGUCCAAGCCAACAAGGAAGACUAGUUGUACCGUAGCAUUGGAUGUAUACCGGCGGCGAGGGUCAGGAGCUCCAGGAAGGCAAAGACUGAACAGCAUCAGCCUCAUUUCGUGCGAGAAACUAAACGCCAUGAAAGAGAAAUUCGCCACACCGGAAAAGGUGAUGCACUUCUUCGGCAGGUGCUUUGUGAAAUUCUUCAGCAAUUACGGCUACGACACUAUGAUACGUGCGACCGGUCGAUACUUCUGCACAUUCCUGCAGUCCGUGGACAACAUCCAUCAGCGUAUGCGGUACACUUUUCCGAGGAUGCGGUCUCCGAGCAUGCAGCUCACGAGGGCUCACAGGCACGGAGCUGAACUCGUAUACAGCAGUGGAAGGACCGGCUUUACGCAUUACCUGAUGGGCCAGCUCUACGAGAUAGCCGAGGACAUCUUCUCAUUGAAGUUGAAAGUUUCCAUCAUGAAAGAGAGCAUGGAGGGAACAUACUAUAAUGCGGUUCUGAGAUUGGAGUUCGACAAUAGUGAUUACGUACAAUCGUUGAUGUUCCGCAAGAACAUAGCUUGUCCUCUACCAUCGGUGCCGGCUUCGCUACUGCUGCAAUUGUUUCCGUUUGGAGUACUGCUUGACCGAAGAAUGAAAAUCUUAAUGGCCGGCGAAAAAUUGGUAGCGGCUUGGGGCGGACCGUAUAAUCGUAUUGAAAAAUCGUCAAUCGUCGAAGUUCUACGCCUGAGGAAACCAAAAGUUUCGUUUACUUGGGAUAAGGUGGUCUGUAUGCAGACAAUGAUCUUUGAACUGGAGUUGGUGCGUUGGCGUGCGAAGUCCACGAGUGAGGCGAGACGAGGGUCUCAGGGUGCCCGUUCCAUAUUAUUAAGGGGACCCAUUUAUCUACUCGAAGAAAUUGACGCCCUCAUCUUCUUAUGCAGUCCCAUCUUCAAUGAUCUAGAGGAAAUCCGGCAAGCAGGCCUGUACGUCGCCGAUAUGAACGGACACGGACUCUCUAAGGAGAUGCUCCUAAACGGUUGGCAGCAUCUCUCCAGACUAGAGCUACUGUUCGAGAAAGCGGAGACCCGAUGUUCGUCUUUGGAGAAAUCCUGUAGGCUACUGGACCAAUGGAAGAAGAGAGGCGAUCAGUUGUUAUACUCCAUGAUACCGAAGGGAAUAGCUGAUCAUUUGAGAGCAGGACGAGAUCCGAUGGCUGCUUGUCAAGCGUUCGAAUCUGUGACGAUAAUAUUCUGCGGAGUCCAGGUAGCAGAGGCGGGGACUCGUGCCGACGUCAUGCAGACCGUCGCUUAUAUUAACGAUGUGUAUUCGAGGAUCGACCGGCUCCUGGAUACUCAUCGAGUUUAUAAGGUGGAGACAGUAGGAACAGUGUACAUGCUGGUGUCCGGAGCGCCCGAGCGGCGCCGGGCUCAUGCCGCUUCUGCCGCCAGUGCCGCGCUCGCAGUCUGCCGCGCCCUGCCCGCGCUCACUAUAGGAAUACAUUCCGGUCCGUGCGUCGCGGGAGUUUUGGGGUUGAGGCUUCCUCGUUACUGUCUUGUGGGAGACACCGUGAACACAGCGAGUAGAAUGCAAACUUCUUCUGAGCCGGGGCGGAUCCAGAUCUCCGCUACCACAGCGGCACAACUGCCCGCGGGAAGGUUCAGGCUUCGUCCUCGAGGUGUUAUCAAAGUUAAGGGUAAGGGCAUGAUGGAAACGUUCUGGUUGGAAGGAGAGAUCGAAGAAGAGGAACAAGACGAGGCUUUGCAGCUGUUCUCGGCCUUAUGCGGAGACGAUUAAUGGUUAAAUUCCAAUGGCACGUUUCGAGCUUCGAAGGAUUCUCCUCCGGCCGAUCUGCGCUAGUACUAGUACUUUCUAAGCUUACGAUUCGAACUACAUUCUUAACUAUACAUAUAAAUAAAAAUGGAGCGUCUAUUUGUAAUAUUGAA
This is a messenger RNA of Bombyx mandarina (wild silkworm), 2610 nucleotides long. RefSeq names its product soluble guanylate cyclase 89Db. Gene Ontology annotation, molecular function: guanylate cyclase activity; heme binding. NCBI's taxonomy places the organism in Eukaryota, Metazoa, Arthropoda, Insecta, Lepidoptera, Bombycidae. Gene Ontology annotation, cellular component: guanylate cyclase complex, soluble. Gene Ontology annotation, biological process: response to oxygen levels; cGMP biosynthetic process. The record is from RefSeq and is a predicted model, not a curated record.